AUGGAGGAUACACGAGAUGAUGCUGGGCCAGCAGAGCAAGGGCCUUCAAAUGCUUCAUGGUGGCCAUCAGAUUUUAUUGAAAGAUUUGGGUCUGCUUCUUUGGGCUCUCAAGAAGAGACCUUGAGUAACACUGAUUCUCCUAGAAGCUUGGAUCAAGAUGUGUUUUCACCUCAGAAAGCAUCACAAGUUCUAUGGCAAACAGGAAUGCUUUUCGAACCAAUUCCCAAUGGUUUCUACUCUGUCAUUCCGGAGAAAAGGCUCAAGGAGAGUUUUGAUGAUAUUCCUACUCUUGAUGAGCUUCAUGCUUUGGAGGCAGAGGGUUUAAAAGGUGAUAUCAUUCUUGUAGAUACUGCAAAAGACAAAAAGUUGUCCAUGCUGAAGCAACUGAUUUCGGCACUAGUGAAAGGAUUGAACUCGAAUCCACAUGCAAUGAUAAAAAAGAUCGCUGGAUUGGUGUCCGAUGUUUAUAAACGGCCAAACUCAGAAAGUCCAGCAAAAGCUGCACUGGAAGAAACCUCCCACAUGUUUGAUAAUAGAGGAGUUCAGCUACUGGGGCAAAUACGGAAUGGUUCAUGCCGUCCUCGAGCGAUCUUGUUCAAAGUUCUAGCAGAUACUGUAGGACUUGAAAGUAGGUUAAUGGUGGGUUUGCCUAAUGAUGGGACUAUUGAGUGUGCGGACUCAUAUAAGCAUUUGUCAGUGAUAGUUGUCUUGAACUCCGUUGAACUGUUGGUCGACCUAAUGCGGUUCCCUGGCCAGCUGAUUCCCCGUUCAACCAAGGCAAUCUUUAUGACCCAUAUAUCUGCAGCAGGGGAAAGUGAUUCUGCAGAAAAUGACUCCUGUGAUUCACCACUAGAACCGAAUAGUCCUCUAUAUGGAUUUGCAGAGAGAGUGGAUCCUGACAGUGCUGAAAAGGACGAGAGCCUUCAGUUCCGCGGAAGAUUUGACGUUGCCUCAAAUGUAGCAGGUCCUUCGUUGCGAAACAUGAUGUUGCGACCUACAGCUGCUUUUGAUAGAAGAAUGAGUUUAUCACAUAGUGAACCCAACAUUCCAUCAAAUUUUUGGCGGCGUAGCCGGAGAAAGGCCAUUGCUGAACAGCGGACUGCUAGUUCGAGUCCAGAACAUCCUUCCCUGCGGGCACGCGGGCGGUCCAUGCUUGGUGGUGAUAGGAAGUCUUUUAGAGAUUAUGCUGAUGACAUGCCUAAAUCAAGUUAUAGGUCUGAUGGUGCAUCGACAUCAGAAGCGCGUAGAUUAAGAAGAAGAAGCAUUAGCAUUACUCCUGAGAUUGGUGAUGACAUCGUAAGGGCUGUACGUGCGAUGAAUGAAACAUUGAAGCAAAAUCGUCUCUUAAGAGAGCAGGGAGACGAGGGGUCAUUCUGCCACUCUUCAAAUGAUAGGAAUAAUCUUCAGAAUAAUGGCCAAAUCAGUACUCAGAAAGCAAUAUCAUUACCUUCAUCGCCGCAUCAGUAUAGGAGCCAAACAUCUGAGAGGGGCGGAGCUUCAGAAUUCACGAGAAGUGCGGAACUGCUCUCAACAUGGAACAGAAUUCUUGAAUCCGCCACAUUUGAUAACAAACCUCUUUUGCCUUACCAAGAAUGGAACAUUGAUUUCUCAGAACUGAUUGUUGGAACCCGUGUCGGAAUAGGGUUCUUCGGAGAAGUCUUUCGUGGCAUCUGGAAUGGUACUGAUGUUGCUAUUAAGGUUUUUCUAGAGCAAGAUCUUACUCCUGAGAACAUGGAAGACUUUUGCAAUGAGAUAUCCAUUCUUAGCCGCAUUCGGCAUCCGAAUGUCAUUUUAUUUCUGGGUGCAUGCACAAAGCCUCCACGCUUGUCGAUGGUUACAGAAUACAUGGAGAUGGGAUCCUUGUAUUAUCUGAUUCAUUUAAGCGGUCAGAAGAAGAAGCUUAGCUGGCGAAGGAAAUUAAAAAUGUUGCGCGAUAUAUGCAGGGGGUUGAUGUGCAUACACCGCAUGAAGAUAGUUCAUCGCGACCUAAAGAGUGCAAAUUGCCUAGUGAAUAAGCAUUGGACUGUGAAGAUUUGUGAUUUUGGGCUCUCAAGAAUGAUGACUGAGGCAAAUAUGAAGGACUCAUCUUCUGCAGGAACUCCUGAAUGGAUGGCACCUGAGCUUAUCAGAAAUGAACCCUUCACAGAAAAGUGUGAUAUAUUCAGCUUUGGGGUGAUUAUGUGGGAGCUCUGCACUCUAAGUAGACCUUGGGAAGGUGUACCACCGGAGAGGGUUGUUUACGCUGUUGCCAAUGAGGGUUCACGGUUAGAAAUUCCGGAUAAUCCACUGGGCAGGCUUAUCUCAGAUUGUUGGACAGAGCCACAUUUACGACCAACCUGUGAUGAGAUAUUAUCGCGCUUGGUAGACUGCGAAUACUCGCUUUGCUGAUAGUCUUGUUUCUUUAUGUAUAGAAAACAUGGUAGAGGUGUUGCAUUGUAUUCUCUCGGCUUAAGGUGUAUCCUGUUUACUUCAAUCAUUGUAAAAUUUUAAGUUUGAUGUUUUUUGUUU
Fragaria vesca subsp. vesca is the source of this 2508-nucleotide messenger RNA. RefSeq names its product serine/threonine-protein kinase EDR1-like. The transcript is spliced from 16 exons. The record is from RefSeq and is a predicted model, not a curated record. Lineage: Eukaryota; Viridiplantae; Streptophyta; Magnoliopsida; Rosales; Rosaceae. Gene Ontology annotation, molecular function: protein kinase activity; ATP binding. Bases 1 to 2388 code for a protein of 795 amino acids. Gene Ontology annotation, biological process: protein phosphorylation.